CUCGAGCCGUCAGUGUGUGAGAGAAAGCAGUGUGAGUAAGGUCUGUGUCGAGUGAGAUGGUUAUAUAGACUGUGAUUACAAUGUCUAAUCCACAGAGACGCACAGGAGCUAUGAAAAUACGGCUCACCAUUUUGGGCGCGAAGAAUCUGUCCAAGAAGGAUUUUUUUCGACUACCAGACCCUUUUGCCAAGAUCUGCGUAGAAGGGUCUGGUCAGUGCCAUUCCACAGACACCUGCAGGGCCACGCUCGACCCCAAGUGGAACCAGUACUAUGAUCUGUAUGUGGGGAAAGGGGACGGCAUCCACAUAUCCGUCUGGAACCGCAGAAAGAUCCACAAGAAGGCUGGUAGUGGAUUCCUGGGCUGUGUCCGAAUCGUCGCAUCUGCCAUCCACAGGUUAAAGGACACAGGAUAUCAGUGUUUGGACCUCACACGUGCUGGGAAUGAGGACUGCGAACCAGUUCGAGGUCAGAUCGUUGUGUCACUCAUGUCCAGGGAUGGACGAGGCACUGGCUCUCACAAUGCUGUUGUCGACACACUAGGAAAUCUCUCCUCGCCUGACGAUCUGCCUGAGGGAUGGGAAGAGAGAAGAACUCAGAAUGGCAGAUUGUAUUACGUCAACCAUCAUGACCGAACCACAACAUGGGAGCGUCCUACUGUACCAGCACAUGUUAUGCCGGGUGACAGCAGCAGUGUGGUGGCUUCUCCAAGCAGACUCUCCACCUCGUCCAUUACUAUUAGCACAUCAAAUUCAAGCACAACUGCCACUAUGUCCUCCUCUACUGUUGGGGUUGGAAAUAUCGUCCUCAGUAAUCCAAACACUAGUUCAUCGGAUGUUCCGCCGGAAGGAACGCCUGUCAGAAGGGACCCUAGAGAACACAGAAGAAGCAGAGCAGAUAGCAUAGAACGCCAGAGUCAGAGGGAUUCUGCAGAGUCAAGACGCAAUCCUGAUUCUGUCAGAAGACGGUCAGCUCGUCACCGUCACUACCUUUCACGCAAUCAGCUUCACCAACCUCCAGAUUUGCCGGAGGGUUUUGAAAUGCGAACAACACAACAAGGCCAGGUUUAUUACUACAAUGUUAACCUGGGUACUUCUACGUGGCACGACCCCAGAGUGCCAAGAGAUUUAGGCCAUAUUAAUAUAGAUGAACUAGCUCCUCUUCCCCCUGGUUGGGAACUUAGGCAUACUGCUAGUGGACGGCCUUACUUCUUGGACCACUGCAAUCGCACCACACAGUUUACCGACCCCAGACUUUCAAACAGUCACAUACUCAGCAAUAUUUUAAGGUCACGUAAUGAGAGCAAUAGAUCAAGUGUUAUUGAAAAUAGCAAUAAUAGUGAGUGCAGAAUUGGAAACAGUGAAACUAGUAGUAGUAUUCCCAAUAACAGAAGUAAUAGUAGUAGGAGAAAUAGUGCUUCACGUAGCAGAGGACCAUCACCGGAAGCUAAUUCAAAUGCAGAAACUGUCAGUAGCAGUAGCCCCCCUCCUAAUAAUGAAGAACCUAAUAAUUCGGUCAAUAGCACACCUGCCAGUCCAACUGUUGUUCCUACUAGUGUUAGUAAUAGUGUGAGCAGUGAAGGAAGUGGUGUUAAUACUAGUGUAAAUAGUACUGUUAAUAGUAGUAACAAUCCUGUGGUGCUUCAGAAUAACACCACCAACCUACAAAUCAGCAGUAAUAACAAUACCAAUGCUCCUAAAGACCCAACUGUGAUAGACGUUGAAAGUGAAUGUCUCCCAAAAUACAAGCGUGAUUUAGUGGCCAAAAUGAAAGUGUUGCGUGCAGAAUUGCAGUGCUUACAACCCCAGAGUGGGCAUUGUCGUUUAGAUAUUCCACGUGGGGAAAUAUUUGAAGAGUCUUAUCGCCAGAUUAUGAAGAUGAGACCCAAAGACCUUAGGAAAAGACUUAUGGUUAAAUUUAAGGGAGAAGAAGGUCUAGAUUAUGGAGGUGUUGCUCGUGAAUGGUUAUACCUCUUAUCACAUGAAAUGCUCAAUCCUUAUUACGGACUUUUCCAGUAUUCUCGAGAUGACAUCUACACUUUACAAAUCAAUCCAGACUCAAGUAUUAAUCCAGAACAUCUCUCAUACUUUCACUUUGUGGGUCGCGUAAUUGGAAUGGCCGUGUUUCAUGGCCAUUAUAUUGAUGGAGGCUUUUCUAUGCCAUUCUACAAAAUGUUACUUAAUAAGCUCAUUGUUUUGGAUGAUAUAGAAGCGGUUGAUCCUGACUUGCAUCGAUCUCUCAACUGGAUGCUGGAGAAUGUAAUCACCGAUAUUAUUGACACUACAUUUACUGUAGAACAUGACUGUUUUGGUGUACUUCAGAAGAAGGAACUCAAACCAGGUGGCAAUAAUGUUAUUGUCACUGAGGAUAAUAAAAAGGAAUAUGUUAGAUUGUAUGUUAACUACAGGUUCAUGCAGGGUAUUGAACAUCAAUUUGGAGCUCUCCAGAAAGGUUUCACAGAGGUUGUACCGCAACAUUUGUUGAAGCCUUUUGAUGAGAGAGAGCUAGAGUUGAUAAUUGGUGGACUAGGAAAAAUUGACAUUGAAGACUGGAAAGCAAACACAAGAUUAAAACACUGUACACCAGAAACACCAGUUGUGGGAUGGUUUUGGCAAAUAGUGGAUUCUUAUACUGAGGAAAUGAGAGCAAGGUUACUUCAGUUUGUAACAGGUUCAUCUCGUGUUCCAUUGCAAGGCUUCAAGGCCCUCCAAGGAUCCACUGGUGCUGCAGGCCCACGACUUUUCACCAUUCACCAGAUUGACGCUCCAACUGAGAACUUGCCAAAGGCCCACACAUGCUUCAAUCGUAUUGACCUUCCUCCUUACGAGUCGUAUAGUAAAAUGCUAGAGAAGUUGACUCAAGCUGUGGAAGAGACAUGUGGGUUUGCUGUAGAGUAAAUUAUACGGGUUUAGUGUUGGAAUUCCAAACUAGUAAAUACUUCUAAAAAUUCAAUAAGCAAAAAGUUUAUUUAUACUGUAUAUUAUAUAUUUUGACUAUGUGAAUGUUUUGGUGAAUUUGUAUAGAUGUAAUGGGUACUAUUCAAUAUUUUGAAAAUUUUUAGUUGAGAAAGUGUUGACUGGAGCGCAUUAAUUACUAUGCUGUUUUAAGCAUAGCUGUGUUUCUAUACAUUCUUUUUUUUUUGUACGUGCUGUUGGUAUUUUUAUUGAAAAUUUUUAUGUAGAACAUACUCAAGUAGAAGGUAAUUGUGGUUUAUGCCUUUUCCAAAUAGAGGAUACAGUUUACAAGGAAGAAAUGCCAGUGAACUAAAAGAGACUUGUGUCUUCCACCACUUUUAGUGGUGUUUGUUGUUUUCCAGGAAGGACUGAUAAAAUUAAUUUUACUGGUAUACACAGUAUACCUUUUAGUCAUGAUGAUAAACUGUGAUAAAGUGUGAAUUCCAAUUGCAGGACACUCAUUUCCUAAGUUUACAUGCUCUUGAGAGUAUUGUUAAUUAUUGUUGAAAGUGAAUACUUGUUACCCUGCCUUUCACAAGGUUAAAUCUACAGUCACAUCUAUCAGCUUGUUGUAGUGAAUAUUGUGUUUGUACUGCUCACUUGGAGGAAAAAUGGCAUUCCUUGUUGCAGUACUGCUCUUGGGUAUAAAAAUCUAGUUUUGUGAAGCUUGCAUCGGAUUUUUGGUGUAAGACUGUUGCUUCCAAAUUUAUUACAUAACUAGGAUUUCAGUACUGUAAAUAAUUAUCUAGUACAUAUCUGUGUAUAGAGAGCAUAUUUAUUGAAGCUGUUUGCAUUGUUUGAAAUGAACUUAAGCUUUUUAAAAAGUGAACUUCAGUGAUGCUCAUAUAUUAAUAAAUAUGUUACAGUUUGUCAAAGUGGAAAAGCUAACUCUGAUUUUGUUACAUCACAGCAAAAUGCAAAAAUUUUGCCAAGAUCAAAAUAGCAAUGUGGUUCACUGAUACCGGUGUUUUCAUUUACUGGCUUAAGAAAGAAAAACUGAGUUAUGAAAAGCCACUUUAAUCUGUGACUCCAAAUGACAGAAAGUUUCCGAAUCUCUCUAUACCCUUAUUUGUGGUGCCUCAUCAUCCUAACUAUAGUCAUUCUGUUUACCCGGACUAUCGGAAACAUUUUGUAAGUUUGAUUUAUGCGUCAAUAAAGGUAUUGCAACAUACAGUUCUGAAACUUGUUGCCAUUUUUAAUAGGUUAAGGCAUAUACUGUAAACUUAAACCUUUUCAUGUUCAUCAUUGUAGAUACUCAUAUCCAUCAUUGUGGUUGACAUGACAUGCUGGAGCUGCCAUUUUCGCAUCAGUAUUUAGAUAUCAAAAAUGUACAACUGUGAUCGAAAGUUGAGAUUCUGUUGUGAAUUAGUGCAUUCCAUCUUUUUUUGUCAUUCCAAUAAGAAAAUAUCCUACUAUGCAUGUUUUGAGUAGUGCUUUUAAAGAAAUGCAAAGAGAAAUGUGGCAUUUUAGGAGACUCCAAGAUCCUUUAUCUGUUAGUUAUGAAAUUAAAUAGCUGUAUCAUUUAUACAAGAAAUCUUCUUCAACAUCAAAUUAGUUUUUUAAGCCUUUAAAAUUCUGUUCAUAAAAUGUUUACUGGUAGGGGCAUUUUAAGAUUUGAUUGACAGCUGGGGCAUUAAUAAAUGUUAAAUUUCAGAACUGUUACAUUUCAAAACAGGUUUCAUGAAUAUACUUCACUGUCAUUAGUAUGUGAUGUGUGACUAAUGUGAUGAAGUGUCAUAUUUCUUUUAGAUGAUACAGCAUCAGUGUAAAUUUCCAUUGAACUGUAUUGGUUUGUAUCAUUGCAUACAUUGAGUUUAUAUACCACAUGGAUGUUCAUAGCAUUGAUGACAAAUGUAAACCCAAGUACAGGCAUUGUACAUAUCAUUUUUAAAGAAGUAAAAAAAUACUCACCAGACAAUCUGGAAGACUUUUAUGGUUAAAUAUAUUUUUUGCAUACUGCACAUUUGCUGAUUAUGCCAAACGUGUGUGAAAAAUUAUAUCCUUUUGUUCAGGAUACCCCCCAAAAAUUUAUGGCAGGCAGCCAGUCAUGUUUUUAGUUGUGCUAAAAGAGAUUAUUUAGGAUUUUUAAUAAAUUUGUAAAUUACA
Molecule: messenger RNA, 5057 nt
Organism: Macrobrachium nipponense
Lineage: Eukaryota; Metazoa; Arthropoda; Malacostraca; Decapoda; Palaemonidae
Gene: Smurf
Product: E3 ubiquitin-protein ligase SMURF1-like
Exons: 15
Coding region: 81-2894 (937 amino acids)
Biological process (GO): proteasome-mediated ubiquitin-dependent protein catabolic process; protein polyubiquitination; negative regulation of BMP signaling pathway
Cellular component (GO): cytoplasm
Molecular function (GO): protein binding; ubiquitin protein ligase activity
Source: RefSeq, a predicted model, not a curated record